UGUGGCGGGUGGAUUGGCGGGCGGCGAUGGUGGGUUACGACCCCCGGGCCGAGUCGGUGCCGGCGGCCGCCGCGGCACUGGCGGGCUCCGCCUCGGGGCUGGUCACGCGGGCGAUCAUCAGCCCCCUGGACGUCAUCAAGAUCCGCUUCCAGCUUCAGAUUGAGCAGCUCUCCUCCAGCCACCCGCUGGCUAAAUACCACGGCAUCGCGCAAGCCGUGCGCCGGAUCUCCCGGGAGGAAGGCUGGGCAGCCUUCUGGAAGGGGCAUGUCCCUGCUCAGCUCCUCUCCAUCAGCUACGGGGCAGUUCAGUUUGUGGCCUUUGAAUGCCUGACGGAGCUGGUGCACACUGCCACGCCGUACAAUGCCCGUGACUUCUCCGUGCACUUCGUGUGUGGUGGCCUGUCCGCCUGCGCUGCCACCAUGACGGUCCAGCCGCUGGACACACUACGCACCCGCUUCGCUGCUCAGGGCGAGCCUAAGGUUUACAGGAACCUUCGUCAUGCUGUGCAGACCAUGUACAAAACCGAGGGGCCGCUGACCUUUUACAGAGGAUUGACGCCCACUGUCAUAGCUGUGUUCCCGUAUGCUGGUCUCCAGUUCUCCUCCUACAAUAUCCUGCAGCAGAUAUAUGAAUGGGUGAUACCAGCUGAAGAAAAGAAAGCAGGUAACCUUAGAAAUCUUGUGUGUGGCAGUUGUGCUGGAGUCAUGAGCAAAACCCUCACUUACCCUUUUGACCUAUUCAAAAAGCGACUACAGGUGGGAGGGUUUGAGCAGGCACGGGCAGCCUUUGGACAGGUGCGGACUUAUAGGGGUUUCAUGGACUGUGCUGCGCAGAUUGUGCAAGAGGAGGGACCCAGUGGAUUCUUCAAGGGUUUGUCCCCCAGCUUGCUGAAGGCUGCUGUUUCUACUGGCUUCACCUUCUUCUGGUAUGAGCUCUUCUUGAACCUGUUCUGUGCCCUGAAGGACCCUGAGGCAGGGGGGCUGAAGGGGACAUGACUUACCUGCCGUGGUUGCUUGGUGGAGGAGCAAGACUAGUGGUGUCACAUGGAAUAUGGGGGGGCGGGGGGGCAGGCCCCCCCUGCCAAAGCUCUGAACGCACAUCUCAUACCUCUGGAGGAAAAUGGUGCUUGGCUCUAACCAAAGGACUGCAGGUGACCACGGCCUGUCAUGGACAAUCAGUCUGGUUGCUUGAAGUUGUUACACUCGACACUUUUUGCGUGCCUCCCAUGGCAUUGGCACUUACCUUGGGAGAAAAAGAAAUGGCAUUACUACCUAUGGCAUUCUCUGAAGAGGGAUUGGAUGAAGUGGGUGAAAUCCCAGCAGUGAUUACAGAGACCUGCCUUGCUUAGCUUGUGCUGCUUAACCAGUGUCAACGAGAUCUUCAGCUCCCAGCUUGAGGGUCUAUCACUUGACUUAUAUUCCCUCUCUCUGCUGUACAGGUAGCAAAGCUUGUGUGAAGAUGUGCACUCUCUCUACGAUCUGCAGUCAUCCUCUGUCCCUUCUGUUUGCCACCCUCUCCUCCUAUCCACUGAUACUUGCUUGCUUCACAUCUUCAGCCACCUCACACACUGUGUUUGUGCCUACCUAGACCAGCUCUUCUUGGAAUUGGUCAGCUUUAUUGUUUUUUCUGAGCCUCCCUUACUCUGCCUGCAUGUUCUAGGCAUCAUUAGGGUUUUCUUUUGCCAUUGUAACAUUUUCAUAGACAGGCGAGCAGCUCUAACUCUUGCUGCUCUCGGGAGGGAAUCUCCACCCACAUUCCCAUUUUAGCUUCUCACGGGGCUGUGCUUUGGUAUUGGACUGCAGCGAUGAAACAGUCCUGCAGAGAUUUUUCAGACCCAGAGUUUCACUUACUUUAAAAUGAAGGAAAGUCCUGUGGAUGUUCUUAUAUAUAGACAUACAUGCAUACAUGCUUAUAUAUAGAGAGAGAUACACGUGCGCACACAUGCACAUGUACAAAUAUGAUUUAUUGCUUGCUCUGUAUUUUUAGACAAUGUUUUUGUGGAGCCAACAAACACAUUUUUGGCCCACUUGCAAGCACAGCUUUAGCCUAAGUUACUUUGCAGUGCUGCUUAGAUAAGGCAACUAUUCUGGCAAGAUGAGGCUCAUUUGAGGCUGAAUGAACGGGCUUGUCAGUGUCAGAUCAAGUUAAAUCAGUGUGUG
This is a messenger RNA of Gavialis gangeticus (Gharial), 2159 nucleotides long. RefSeq names its product solute carrier family 25 member 19 (gene SLC25A19). Gene Ontology annotation, cellular component: mitochondrial inner membrane. The record is from RefSeq and is a predicted model, not a curated record. The coding region runs from base 27 to 995 and encodes 322 amino acids. Gene Ontology annotation, molecular function: thiamine transmembrane transporter activity. Gene Ontology annotation, biological process: thiamine pyrophosphate transmembrane transport. The transcript is spliced from 6 exons. NCBI's taxonomy places the organism in Eukaryota, Metazoa, Chordata, Crocodylia, Gavialidae.